This is a messenger RNA of Zea mays, 1719 nucleotides long. RefSeq lists its product as uncharacterized. The transcript has 4 exons. The record is from RefSeq and is a predicted model, not a curated record. Lineage: Eukaryota; Viridiplantae; Streptophyta; Magnoliopsida; Poales; Poaceae. Bases 322 to 1446 code for a protein of 374 amino acids.
AUUUUUUUUUUGCCUACUAGUAUCGUAUGAAUGAAAACAUGUUCUAGUGCCUCCGUUUCAAUGCUCAUGUAAUCCCAGGCUGCAGUUGGAGCUUGGGAGGAGAGUCCGUCGUCUCCCGUCCCACCGGCAUGUUGCGGUCCCGGCGUGUCACAUGUGGGGCUCUGAUCACGCGAGGAAAUUCAUCGCUGAUUCUCGGCGGUUCCGACAUUUGAACGACGUCGACGGGCCAUCACACGUGCCCGUUCUGACGAGGGGACCGGGAGGUCCGCUCCGCAAACCGCAACCGCCCCGCGCUAGAGCCGCUGAAACUGAACUCCUGACAUGGCCAGGCCAGCACGCAAAGCCCUGAUAGGCGCGCCCUCCGCCGCGCGCUCGCGCGGCCUACGGAGGCACGCGUUUCCAAGAUCUGCUGUCGCUCUCUUCCUCGCCCUCCUCGUCGCGCUGUCCUUGGCGGUGCUAUACCGUGCCGCCGUCUCGCGCUCGCUGGGGACGUCCUGGUCCUGGGGGUGGGACUCGCUGGCGCUGCCCUCGUUCGCCACAUCCCAGGAGGAGGAGGGCGCGGAAGGCGACGAUCUGGACAGUGAAGAUCUCAAACUUGAGCGAGUCCUAAAGAAGGCUUCAAUGCGAGACAAUACAGUUAUCUUGACUACACUUAAUGCUGCAUGGGCUUCUCCUGGGUCAUUGAUAGACCUUUUCAUCGAUAGCUUCCGUUCUGGUGUUAGAACAAAUUUGCUGUUGAAACACCUUGUAAUUGUAGCAUUUGAUUGGAAAGCAUAUGAGGAAUGUGUUAAAAUCCAUCCCUAUUGCUUUGCUCUGGGAACCGAUGGUGUGGAUUUCUCUGAAGAGAAGAGGUUCCUGACUUCUGGAUAUCUCGAGAUGAUGUGGAGAAGGCUAGAUUUCCUGCGGCUGGUUCUUGAGAAAGGUUACAACUUCAUAUUCUCGGAUGCAGACAUUAUGUGGUUUCGCAAUCCAUUCCCACAUUUCUAUCCCGAUGUAGACUUUCAGAUUGCAUGUGAUCACUAUGUCAGGAAUGCAACCGACUUGAGAAAUAUUGCUAAUGGAGGCUUCAGCUAUGUGAAAUCAAAUGAGCGUAGCAUAGAGUUUUACAGUUUCUGGUAUUCGUCAAGAUUGAGGUAUCCUGGCUACCAUGAUCAGGAUGUAUUCAAUGCUAUAAAGCAUGAUCCUUACAUUGUACACAUUGGAUUGACAUUUAAGUUUCUGAGUACAAAGUACUUUGGAGGGUUCUGUGAACCAAGCAGAGAUCUGAACGAAGUCUGCACUAUGCAUGCUAACUGUUGCAUUGGGCUGCAAAGCAAGAUUCAUGAUCUGAAGAUUAUGAUGGAGGAUUGGAGGAGUUAUUUGUCCUUGCCUCCAAAUUUGAAAAGAUUGCAAAUAUCUACUUGGCGGGUACCACAAAAUUGCAGCCUUGCAUGGUCGCGCCAUUAAGGCAACAAAGCAUGCUGAGGAUCAUGAAAAGCAUGUGAGAUCACUAGUUGAAAGAUUGCACCUCCCCCCCUCCUCUCCCGGCCAAACUUAUAACUGACCUAACUGAUAGGUUUCAUCUGUAAACAAAAGCUGCUUCAUUUCUGUGUGUUCUGGAACUUGGAUUCUUUGAGGGGAAAACGUGAUAAAUCAUCAAAUGAGUUGUAGUUUCUUGAUGUUAUUGUUGUUGUUGUGCAUCUCAUCGGAGCAAAGAAGAUUCAAGAUAUGUCCCUUUUA